Molecule: messenger RNA, 2214 nt
Organism: Selaginella moellendorffii
Lineage: Eukaryota; Viridiplantae; Streptophyta; Lycopodiopsida; Selaginellales; Selaginellaceae
Product: pentatricopeptide repeat-containing protein At4g02750
Exons: 5
Coding region: 1-2214 (737 amino acids)
Biological process (GO): RNA modification
Molecular function (GO): RNA binding; protein binding
Source: RefSeq, a predicted model, not a curated record
AUGACAGUAGCGCUAAGGAACUUCGAGUUCUUGUGUCACAACACUUUCGAUGAUAUCGUCUCCCGGCAGAACAAGUUGAUCAGCGCGCUUGCCAAAGAUGGGAGCCUGGCCAAUGCCAAGAGCGUUUUUGAUACGAUGCCUGCCAAGAACAUUGUCUCCUGGAACGCGAUGCUUACGGCACUUGCCAGGCACGGGCAAUUUAGUGAGGCUAUUGAUUUCUUUUAUCGAAUGCCCGGCUGGAAUCUCGUCUCCUUCAAUCUGAUGCUAGGGACGUACGCUCGGCAGAAAAAUCUAGAAGCUCUUUCCGUGAUGUUUUAUUCAAUGCUGGAGAAAAGUCUGGUUUCAUGGACGAUAUUCGUUUCUGCAUAUGCCCAAUCAGGGUAUCUGAAAAAUGCGGCACUAAUCUUUGACGGGAUGCCUGCUAGAAAUCUCUUCUCGUGGAACUCAAUACUGGAUGCAAUUGCGAAAUCCGGAGAUUUUCAAAGUGUGAUUGAUUUCUUAAAGAGACUUCCAGAGUAUGAUCUUGUAUCUGGUAACUCUGUGCUCAAGAAAUUUGCCUCUCUCGGGCAUUCUUUUGUCCCAAAAUCGUUUUUUGACUGGAUGGAGCUCCAUGAUAUCAUCACUUGGACACUCCUCCUUUCUUUCCACCUCCAGGAAAAUGAAUCCAGGGCGAUAGCCAGAAGAAUAUAUGAGUCCAUGCCGGAGCAUGAUAUCCCGUCGACAACAUUGUUCCUUGCAGCAUAUGCCCAAAGAGGCGGAGUUGAUGUAGCGAAAGACGUUUUUGAUGGUAUGCCGUAUCACGAUGUAAUAUCAUCAAAUGCAAUGCUUUAUGUUUAUGCGAGAAACUCAAAAGUUGACGAAGCUGAAAACUUGUUCUCAAAACUGUGCGAGAAAGAUUCUGUCUCGUGGAACGCUAUGCUUGCAGUUUACGCCGGAACCGGGCAUAUGGAUCGUUGUAAUGAUUUACUUUAUUACAUUCCUGAAAUUACUCCCAUGUCUUUUUCUACCUUGCUUUCUGCUAGUAAAACCGACUUUGAUUCUAGUUUUCUAAGCUUUAUCUUAGCAAAAUUGCCGCACCAUGACCUCUUCUCGGCAACAGCUCUCGUUGCAGUAUACGCCCGGAACGGGCUGUUUUUGGAAGCUGAGACCACAUUUAACACAAUGCUUAGCCGUAACCUUGUCUCGCUUAACGUAAUGCUGGAAGCACUUGUGCAGAACAGAGAUCUAGCAUUUGCAAAGGAGUUUUUCAACUGUAGAAUGCCUGAGCAUGAUCUUGUUUCAUUGACAACACUUGCAGUAGCACUCGCUGAUAAUAACCACCAGCACGAAGCUCUCAAGCUCUUCCACCAUCAGCACCACGAUUCUUUCUCCACGACAGUCUUGCUAACAUCUCUCAGGCAGGCCGGAUUCUCAUCAAAAGCCACAAAAAACUCAGAAAGAUCUCUGGAACAGGACAGUCCCAUCGUGCAGAAUUCAGCUUUCCAAGCCAAAUCUGGAGAAUCUAUUGGAGAUGCCCUUGACACCUUUUGGAGCAUGUGUGUGAAUGGCUUAGAUUCAAAUGAGGUGCUGAUGAUAAGUGUCUUGAACGCUUGUAGCCACUCGGGCGAUGUUAUGGCCGGUCGACGCUACUUCCAGUCGAUUUGCGCAAACCAUGGUACUCCCUGGACGAGGCAAGAAUUUGGUUGCAUGAUAGACCUCUUGGCAAGAGCUGGGAACUUAGAGGAGCCACAGUCAUCACUGCUAGGCAUCAUCGGUAGGAGUUAUAGUUUUGAGCCAAAGGCCCCACGGUUGGACAUCCAGACCAACUGGGAUUUUUACAGACAUAAAAAAUGCUCACCUCCAAAGUCUUCAUCCUGGACUUUCCUCCUGCGUGAUCUUGAGAUAAAAACAAACACCGCAAACAAAAACCAAAGACCUUGCGUGUUUUGUGCUGAGCAAGCGUGCUCCAUCGCCAAAGUAGCUCACUGUCCAUGCAAGACGAGACGGCGAGCUACUAGCCGGUUGCUCGGGCGCAAAGUGCAAGGUCCAGCCAUGGUGGAGAGUCCUGGAUUCACAACGAUACAAACUCAUGGAAGUCAAGAGAAAAAAAACUACUUACGCGUCUCCAGCAGCGAGUUCUCUGAGCUCCGCUGCGGCCUGGCAGAGUCGAGGGUGGAAAACGAAUUCGUCCAGAGAACAAGCUCUUCGGUGGAGAUGGAAGAAACCACGUCAUAA